CCCUUGCGGCCCCAGGCAGAUCCAGGUCAUUUGUCUUCAGCUGGCAGUGCUAACCGACUGUCAGCUGGGUGUUGUUGAGACGCUGUCACUGCCCUGCCUUGCUGUGCCGUCUUCCCUCUAUGCCCAGUGCUAACGGCACAGAGCUGAACCUUCCCAAGCUCCGCUAGACUGACCCACCAUGCUGGUUCAAGAGGGGGAGAACCAAUGAUGAACGCUGAGAGUGGAGUGAAGACCACCAAUUGAUCCAAUCUAUAGAGUGGAGUGAAGACCUCCAAUUGAUUGUGCGUUGCAUAAGCAUCAACUCAGAAUGAAACAGCUAUACAAGGUACUAUUUGAAAGAAACACUGAGCGAAUGAAGGAGCCAGUAUGUAGAGCUGGAGCUCGGGAUGCAGUGGAGAGACAGACGAGCGUCCGGUUGGCUGUGCACACCUUGGAACAGACUGCCAGCGCCGACAUGGUCCGAACCGCCUCUGUGACCUUCUGCCCCACGCUGGUGGCUUUGCUGCUGGUGCACAUCCCCGGUGCUGAUUCCCGAAGCCUCCCAUCGCCAGUUAGCCAUCAAUUUCAGCCAAGGCAAGACACAGACGUCCAGAACAGGCUCGUAGCGUUGUUGGUCCAUAAGGGCUUGGCUCCCAUAAGCAGAAAUGAAGUCAUUGGUUUGGAGAUGGCACGCAAAAUGGAAGAGCUGGAGGAGCUGGGGGCCUUGAAGGAGGAUGUGGAUCUGCAGAACGAGCUGAUCUCAGAUGCAGUCGGGGCCGACGUGUCCUUGCCGAGCAAAAGAAGUUGCUUCUGGAAGUACUGCGUGUGACGCCACAACAGAGAGAGGGCUGGAGACAAAACACACAAGCACUGCCACUGGGACCUCCUUCUUCCUUCCCAUGUUAUGAUGUGCUGCUCCGUGUUUCCUUUCAUUCACAUGCUCUCUAUGCUUAAAAACACUCGGGAAAUUUUUAAUUUGUAAAAGGUUCUCAUUCCACGUUCGCUGUGUUUUACCUAAAGAUAUUUCUCUCUGUUGUAAUUGUACAGGUAUUACUCUCAGAAGGAUUAACAGAGUUGUGAAGUCUGUUACAUUUCUGUGUAAUAAUACAAAGCUGUGUGAGGAAAAGGGUGUUAGACUCUCUGUUAUGGUGCAGCUUAAGGAAUACAUGAAUAAACUAACGAUGUCAUAGCGAAAUAAC
This is a messenger RNA of Brienomyrus brachyistius, 1178 nucleotides long. RefSeq names its product urotensin 2 domain containing (gene uts2d). Bases 308 to 808 code for a protein of 166 amino acids. Gene Ontology annotation, cellular component: extracellular region. Gene Ontology annotation, molecular function: hormone activity. Gene Ontology annotation, biological process: blood vessel diameter maintenance; regulation of blood pressure. The transcript has 7 exons. NCBI's taxonomy places the organism in Eukaryota, Metazoa, Chordata, Actinopteri, Osteoglossiformes, Mormyridae. The record is from RefSeq and is a predicted model, not a curated record.